Molecule: messenger RNA, 4132 nt
Organism: Drosophila elegans
Lineage: Eukaryota; Metazoa; Arthropoda; Insecta; Diptera; Drosophilidae
Gene: E2f1
Product: transcription factor E2f1
Exons: 6
Coding region: 1238-3664 (808 amino acids)
Biological process (GO): regulation of transcription by RNA polymerase II
Cellular component (GO): RNA polymerase II transcription regulator complex
Molecular function (GO): RNA polymerase II cis-regulatory region sequence-specific DNA binding; DNA-binding transcription factor activity, RNA polymerase II-specific; protein dimerization activity
Source: RefSeq, a predicted model, not a curated record
UUGUCGCGUCGUGACGUCGCUGCUGUUGCCGCUGCCGCCCGCACACACACAUGUGCGACAGAAAAACACGUUACGAGCGGUCGCUGGGUAAAAUCGUCAAACAAAAUGCGAUAAAAUAGAAGAAAAGCUAACUGAAAACAGUAAAAGACUGAGGUAUAAAUAAGUAAAUAUAGCUUAACCCAAUAAUAAUAAUCAAAAGUUUGGUAGUAAUAAAAAGUGCGAUUGCGUCGGUGCUUACGUUUUCUCCGUUUGACGUAAGGCGACUCCCUGCCCUAACUCUCUCUCUCUCUCUCUGUCUGUCUCUCUCCGAUUCUCUUGCUCCGCGUGUGGAUUGCGUUUUUGCCGGCGACGUCGCUACUCCAAAAAAGACGCGGCACAACCAACACACACACUCAUUUUGCGUUUAAGUUGUGGCCCAAGAAGUUCAGUUUCAGUCCGCAAAAAUGUGAAAAUGGAAAACUAAGAGGGAAAACACAAGACCGAAAAGACUGCAACUAUAAAAGGCUCCAAAACCGCUAAGAACGUACAGAAAAUCAGCUAAAAAGUGCGCGCGUGCAACAACAAUGUGAUAUCUACAACAAAUGCUCGAACUGCUGACGUCACGCACAGAAUCGUAGAAUAUAUAGAGAAUAAUAUAAAAGAGAAACGUCGCGUAGUGAAGUUAAAAGUUCCCACACACACAACACACCAACAGACUGAGUCGACGAGCUAAAAGCAGCAGUAUAUAAUACGUGGAAACAAAAGUAAACGAAGAAAGGCAAAACACCCGCAAAAGAAGAAAGAAAUUGCAAAUAUGAAACGUGUGUGAUAUUCAAAGAGCAAGUAGUAGACGGCGGUGGAAAAGAGCAAUUCGUUGUUCGAGUGAUAUAUAGAUAGCAUGUAAAAAAAAAAGGCGACAAAAUUUCCAAUACUUAGAUGUGAAGAAUCUUUAGGUGCUAAUUUAGUUGAUAAGCGAAAAAAAACAUCAAGAGAAAUAGCGAUACACAGACAGUGCAGUCGACCACACGAGAUCUGGAAAUUGCGACUGGGUGGCAACUUUUCGAAGGCAGUGCUUAAAAGUAUGCUACAAACUAAUACCAUAUAUAGCCGACUGAGGCGAACAUAACAGAAUCAACAGUAUAUAUAUAUAGUAUAUACACAUAUAUAUAUAUUUAUAUAUAUAUAUCGAGACAGAAAGAGAAGGAGAGAGAGUACGGCGGAGCACCGCCGAAAAAUCAAGGGAGGAAUCGGCAUCGAAAUGUCCAAGUUCUUUGUGAAUGUUGCCCCUAUCAACAACAGCAACAGCAACAGCAGUAGCAGCAACAACAACACCGCCAGCAACAACCAGCGACACCAGCAACACUAUGGCGCAGGCGGGGCAACGGGCCACACAAUGGUCGCCCGCAGACUCAACUACGACCAGAUCGGCGGCACAACCAACAUCAACAACAACAUUGUGAUCAAGAACGAGGCCAUCGAUCUGGACUAUGAUCACGGUUUGAGCAGCAGCGACAGCAACAGCAACAGCAAUAGCAACAGCGGCGUGGCAGCCCAUCUGCGGGAUCAUGUCUACAUCAGUCUGGACAAGGGGCACGCCACGGGGGGAGUGGCAACGGCGGGCCAUGCACAGCAUCAACUGCAGCAGCAGCAGCAGCAGCAUCAUCACCAACAUCAGCAGCAACGCAAGACGACCGGCAAGACAAACGAUAUCACAAAUUAUUACAAGGUCAAACGCCGGCCACACGCCGUCAGCGACGAGAUCCACCCGAAGAAGCAGGCCAAACAGAGCGCGCACCAUCAGACGGUGGUGUACCAAAAGCAUGUGGCCAGCAGCACGCCCCAGCAGUUGCGUCAAAGCCAACACCAGGUGCACAACGAGGGGGAUGGCGAGCUGGACGAGGAUGUGGUGGAGCGGGUGGCCAAGCCGGCAUCUCAUCACUCUUUUGUGCUGUCGACGCCGCAGCAGCAGUUGGCAGCUUCUGUGGCCAGUUCGUCGAGCGGCGAUCGCAAUCGGGCAGACACUUCGCUGGGCAUACUGACCAAGAAGUUUGUGGACCUGCUGCAAGAGUCGCCAGAUGGCGUGGUGGAUCUGAACGAGGCCUCCAAUAAGUUGCACGUUCAAAAGCGACGCAUCUACGACAUCACCAAUGUGCUUGAAGGCAUUAACAUCCUGGAGAAGAAGUCGAAGAACAACAUCCAGUGGCGCUGCGGGCAGUCGAUGGUCAGCCAGGAGCGAUCGCGGCACAUCGAGGCGGAAUCGGAAAGGUUGGAGCAGCUGGAGAACGAGCUCAACAUGGCCAUCGACCAGAUGCGCGGCAACCUUGCCGAGAUCUCGCAGGAGGUGGAAAAUUCCGGGGGAAUGGCCUACGUUACUCAAAACGACCUGCUCAACGUGGAUCUCUUCAAAGAUCAGAUCGUCAUAGUGAUAAAGGCGCCGCCCGAGGCCAAGCUUGUGCUGCCCAACACAAAAUUGCCGCGCGAAAUUUACGUGAAGGCGGAGAACAGCGGAGAGAUCAACGUCUUCCUCUGCCAUGACACCUCGCCGGAAAAUUCGCCGAUUGCAGCGGGCGUGGGCUACGUUGGAGCAGCCGGAGCAGGAUGCGUUCGAACGGCCACCUCCACCCGACUGCAUCCGCCGACCAACGAUCCGCUCUUCAACAACAUUGAUGCCCUGAGUACCAAGGGAUUAGUUGCCCAACCCUACCGCUCGGCCCGUAACCUCAGUAAAUCGAUCGAGGAAGUCGCCAAGCAGUCCCAUCCUGAAUAUAAUAACAUUUGUGAUAUUGCGAUAGUCCAGCCUCAUCAACUCAACCAGCAGCAGCAGCAGCAGCAUCAACAGAUGCUUCAGCAGCCGGAGGAGGACGAUGUGGACACGGAGCUCAGUCAGCUGGUGCCUACGCUGACGAAUCCGGUGGUUCGUAGCCAUCAUUUCCAGCAGCAGCAGCAGCAGCAGCAGCAGCACCAGCAGACCUCCAUCCAGGAGCUGUUUAGCAGCUUAACAGAAUCCUCGCCCCCCACGCCCACAAAGCGGCGUCGGGCGGCAGCUGCCGCGGCCAUUGCCGCAGGCAGUGCAACAGCAACAACAGCAGCAGCAGCAGCAGCAAACACUACGCUUAAUAGUCAUAACAACAGUAACAGCAACCACGGGAACCACAGCAACAGUAAUUCCCAACCAUCCACAAUAAGUUACGGCAGCAGCCAGCGACGCAGCGAUGUGCCCAUGUAUAAUUGUGCAAUGGAAGACGCAACCACAACAUCUGAAGCAUCAGCUGCAACACCUCGAGCGGCAACAGUAACGCAAUCAUCGGCGAUUAGUUCGCUGCAGGCGCAAUUCGCUGCCGUAGCAGACAACAACAACAGCAACAACAGCAUCAGCAGCGUUGACGGCGGCUUUGGCAGCAUCGCUGGCGCUGGCGCCAACGCUCAUAUCCAUCAACCAUUCAGCCAUGGCCGCCACAGCCUGCCGCCCAGCGUGGCCGACUGCGAUGCCAAUAGCAACAGCAGCAACGUCACGCUCCAGGGCCUCGAUGCGCUCUUCAGCGACAUUGGCUCGGACUACUUCAACAACGACAUUGCUUUUGUGUCCAUCAAUCCACCGGACGAUAACGACUAUCCGUAUGCGCUAAACGCAAAUGAGGGCAUCGAUCGGCUUUUCGACUUUGGUUCGGAUGGCUAUGGACCCUAAGAGGAGACGUCCACCAAACACACUCUCAUACACGCAUAUAUCUACAACAUUGGGAAACUGGGGGUGUUUAUAAUUUAAAAUUAUAUACAAAUGGAAAAACAAAAAAAAAAUCAAACAAAAACCAGCAAAUUACAAAUUAUUAAAUUAUUUGAUUGCAAAAACCACAAACAAACAAACAAAAAAAAAUCCAAAAGCAAAACACAAAAAAAGCAAAUCAGCAAAACUUAAUGAAACUAAGUUGUGUGUAAAGUUUUAAGCGUAAAAAUAUCUAUAUUUAAAUUUAUAACCCAAACUAAUUUAAGCGAAACAAAACAAAACAAAAACACAAAAUCUACUUUACGUAAACUCAGCCUCAUAAGAGAACAGAAGAAGAGCCAGAUUUUAUAAGCAAAUUUAAAUUUUAGCCCCAUAACAAAACAAACGAGAAGCAAAAGAAGAAUCAGGAAUAUGAUGUAAAAAAAAAAUGGG